This is a messenger RNA of Durotheca rogersii, 429 nucleotides long. RefSeq lists its product as uncharacterized. NCBI's taxonomy places the organism in Eukaryota, Fungi, Ascomycota, Sordariomycetes, Xylariales, Xylariaceae. The transcript is spliced from 6 exons. The coding region runs from base 1 to 429 and encodes 142 amino acids. The record is from RefSeq and is a predicted model, not a curated record.
AUGAAGGUCUUCGCACUUUUCUUCCUCCUGGUCUCAACCAGCCCCUUUGCGAUGGCGACCCCGGUCGCUCGCGAGGAUAGGGAGCGCGCUCUGCUAGCCGAUUCUCCACCAGUUAGGCUAGGGGGCAGGGCUUCAAAUGAGACCGAGGACCUGUCUCAAUCGCAGGACCUGAGGAAUGCGAACUUGACGGAAACUGAUAAUCGAGCUCGAGCUCGGGUGAAUUCUACCCAGACUGAGAGCCAGACUCUCUCUUCGGCGAUUCCUGGGGUCUUUAACAGCUCCGAGACCGACUUCGAGAACGUCACACACUCGCUAGUGGUGUCUGGAACACUGAACGAGACGGAGACUCUGAGGCGCUCGGUCCCGAGGAUCAGGCGGAACAACCUGCAACUGCGGUCUGGAGCGUUUGACGAGACCGAGGCCGCCUGA